AAUUUGUUGUCACUUGUCGAUAGAAACUGUUUUGAGAUUCUAAAAAAAGCAUUCGAAUUUGAGUAAAUUAAUAUAAAUAAUAGCUAACGAUGGACGUCUUUAAAUACAUUCCCACGCAUAUUGAUUACGUCGGACAAGCUAAAGCAGAAAAGUUAUACCGUGCGAUUAUAACUCUCUUCAGUAUCGUCGGAUUUGUAUGGGGUUAUAUUGUUCAACAAUUUUCGCAGUCAGUCUACAUUUUAGGCGCCGGAUUUAUCUUAGCUGCUAUUCUAACUUUACCACCAUGGCCAAUGUACAGGAGGAAUCCACUUAAUUGGCAAAAUCCUAAGAAGACAGAAGAAAAACCGGCGGCGAAAAAGACCAAAAAAUGAAGAUGUUUCGUAGUGACGUGUCUAUGUUAAUUUUAUGUUACAAACUGUGAAAUUGAGAGGAUCUAUUAACUUUUAAAUAAAAUACACAAAAAAAUA
Messenger RNA from Aricia agestis (brown argus), 467 nucleotides. It is a transcript of the gene Spase12, whose product is annotated as signal peptidase complex subunit 1. Gene Ontology annotation, biological process: protein targeting to ER. Lineage: Eukaryota; Metazoa; Arthropoda; Insecta; Lepidoptera; Lycaenidae. The coding region runs from base 90 to 371 and encodes 93 amino acids. The record is from RefSeq and is a predicted model, not a curated record. The transcript has a single exon. Gene Ontology annotation, cellular component: signal peptidase complex; endoplasmic reticulum membrane.